UGGAGACCGCGCCAAAGCUCAGACAGCGGCCACUCUUCAGGAUAACAGCACACUGCGGAGAGCCUUUAAACGCACCGCACCGACGAUACGGACACUCCACACAUCGGAUUGCUCGGUGUUUUUAUUAUUUAACGGGACUGUUUUUAUUGUACGGGCGUGAGUCGAGGCACAGAAGACAGUUUUCAUGCCGGUUUUCGGGAAAUGGUGUACGGCUGCACGGUCGUGACACAACUGUGACGGGCGCGGUGCGGCGGAGUUGGCGCACUGCUGGACGGGAUAUAUUUAUUCAGCCUCAGCCAACAGGAGUCCGCACCAUUCACACACACUGAGCCUCAAACACUUCUGUUCUUGGUGAAAACUCUCAAGUGGCUGAAUAGAGAUCGUCUUCGCCGGCUUGUCAUCUUGAAUAUGUUGCUGUCAAAGUUUGGUUCAUUUUCGCACAUUUGCAAUCCUUCAAGUAUGGACCUACCCGUGAAAAUACAGCUCCAGCCAGUCAAAAUGGAAAAGGAGCCUUUCGAGAAGGUUUACCAGGUGGGCUCGGUGCUGGGCAGUGGAGGCUUUGGGACUGUGUACGCCGGCAGCCGGAUCUCUGAUGGCGCACCGGUUGCUGUGAAACAUGUUGCAAAAGAGAGAGUGACCGAAUGGGGCACAAUUAAUGGAGCUAUGGUGCCUUUGGAGAUCCUGCUGCUAAAAAAGGUCAGCUCUUCUUUUCGUGGAGUUAUCAAAUUGCUGGACUAUUAUGAACGCGCAGACGGAUGGCUCAUCGUCAUGGAGAGGCCGGAGCUCGUCAAGGACCUUUUCGACUUCAUCACCGAGAAGGGCGCCUUGGAUGAGGAUACGGCCAGGGGCUUUUUCCGCCAGGUUUUGGAGGCGGUCAGACACUGCUACAGCUGCGGUGUAGUACACAGAGACAUCAAAGAUGAAAACCUGCUGGUGGAUCUACGCACCGGGGAGCUCAAGCUUAUUGACUUUGGCUCAGGGGCCAUUCUCAAGGACACUGUCUACACCGAUUUCGAUGGUACAAGAGUGUACAGCCCACCAGAGUGGAUCCGCUUCCAUAGAUACCAUGGUCGCUCUGCGACAGUGUGGUCGCUAGGCGUGCUGCUGUAUGACAUGGUGUGUGGAGACAUCCCCUUUGAACAGGAUGAAGAGAUCCUAAGAGGAAGACUGUACUUCAGGAGGAGGGUUUCUGCUGAAUGCCAGCAACUGAUCAAAUGGUGCCUGGCUCUGCGGCCUUCGGACCGGCCCACACUGGAGCAGAUCUGCGACCACCCCUGGAUGAGAGCUACAGCCGAAUCACCCAAGUCACCGGAGGAGCCUGUCGCCGGUGACAUCCGCCUCAGAACCAUCGACACAGACUCUUCAUCAAGCACAAGCUCCAGCAAGGAGAGCCUCUGAGGAUGGCUCUGAUGGACUGAAAUGACUUUCUGAGGAAAGAAGGGGUGGGGAUGGAGGGGCUGAUGUAGACUGAAGGCCAGCCGCCUGUAGUCCUACUGGCCUGUCAACAGCUGGGCGCUUGACUCAGCUGGACCGGCAAGAAAAAUGUACUUUAAUUUUCCUCUUUUGUAGGGAAUUUUCUAAUUUAUUACUUUGGUCUUUCUUAUCUUAUUUCCCCAUCCCCUCUUUAUUUCCUUCAGUUGAUUAUACUUGUUUCCUAAUGGGGAACAUUUUGCUGUUUGGGCGGUCUUACCAGCACUAUUUAUUUUAUCCCCCUUUUUAUCUUUAUUUUACUCAUUUUGUUACUCGGCUGGUAUAUGCAGCUGGCAAGGCCCUCCGAUUCAGACAUGACUGCUCUCAUAGAGCUUGGAGAAACCCUUUUUAUUUAAAUGUUUUAAUUUUGAUUUUGGAGUGCCUUUUUUUGGAAAGCUGCUUUUCUGGGGGCUUUCAUCAACAGCUCUAAUUUUUGGAUGGCCCCAAGUCUGGCGGCUAAGUUGCGUGUGCUGUGAUGGAAGGGGGUUUAGGCGGUAUUUCCUCUCCCCGUCCAUCACCGUGAGCCAACCUGGCCUCAGUCAAAGGGGCUAAUUAGAUAGGAGAGAAGGAGGUGGGGGCUCUUCCUGACAAUGGAAUACUUGAAACACACUCGACUCAACUCUGUGUCGCUCUCUUUAACGCUGCUCACUCACUCUAUAGCCUGAACAGGUGUUUGGAAACUGGAUCCUGUCUUUUCUGAAUGUCUACAAAAUGUCAACACACACAUUAACCCCCCACUUUUCUCCUUCUCUUCCCUCAUGCCUGUUGGAGGGUGUGUGGCCCUCUUGACUUUAUCUACUUUUCUUUUUGCCUCUCGCCAUCUCACUGCUUGACACUACAUGGCCCCUGCCCCUGGCCUCCCUCAGGGUUUGGGGUGUGAAAUGCACAAUCAAUGCAAUAUUCAUGGACUCAAUUAUUGUACAGCUUGUUUUUUUUUUUUUUUUCUUUUUUUUUGUGUGUGUGUACAUUUUUCUUCCCCUUUGCAUUUAAUUUAUUUGUAAACAUGUAGACAUUCCACACUCUGUGGCUAUUUAUUUAUUUAUUGUCUAUGCUUAAAAUCCCCCCUGAAAAAUUUGCAUAUCCUACUUGGCCUUUUUAUUUUCAUUCCUAACUUAUUUUUACAUUCGACAUUAGUUUUUUGAGAUGUGGAGGAUGCACUGAAGCAGUUGUCGAUGUUAAACAGAAUAAAACGGUUUACUUAAAUUUGAAAGAGCAUUUGAAUGUUAUUUAACUACUCUUUAAAAGUCUGUUGGUAAUGUCAAACGGCUACGUAUUUGAGAAAUCCAUCUGGUUUCUGUACUGUCAGAUUAAUUUGAGUUCUAUGGAAAGCUAAACAACGGGUGAAACCGCUUUCAUAGUCGUCACAUAGCCUCAAAUUCAAGACCUUUCAGUUUAGCUGUGUGACUUGUGGCUGUGAAGGAUGGAUAUUGCUAUUUUUUGAUACAAAAAUUUCAAUUAAACUCCCAUUUUUAUGUACAGAAA
Messenger RNA from Sphaeramia orbicularis (orbiculate cardinalfish), 2952 nucleotides. RefSeq names its product serine/threonine-protein kinase pim-3. Lineage: Eukaryota; Metazoa; Chordata; Actinopteri; Kurtiformes; Apogonidae. Gene Ontology annotation, biological process: protein autophosphorylation; negative regulation of apoptotic process; regulation of mitotic cell cycle. Gene Ontology annotation, cellular component: cytoplasm. Gene Ontology annotation, molecular function: ATP binding; protein serine/threonine kinase activity. The coding region runs from base 409 to 1398 and encodes 329 amino acids. The record is from RefSeq and is a predicted model, not a curated record. The transcript has 6 exons.